AUGUUUGGUGUUCCCAACUUGGGCCUUGAAAACCGUGCCCUAAUCUCCAUGACUGACGGACGCAAGAAUGAAAUGUUUUCUCGGAACUUGGGACUCGACUCGCAGUAUUUGCCGGAGCUAAACAAAGACUUUGGUUUCGCCUUUGGCCAGCGCAACCUUACGGUCAUUGCAGUCUAUGAGACCAAGGAUAGUAAUACGGUAGAGAUGAGUUCCGGCAUUCAAGAUGACAACCUAGGAGCCCAAUAUUUUCAGGUGCCUUUACAACACUUGGAGUCAAAUUUUGUUGGGCGGCAGGAGAUACUUCAGCAAAUCGAACUUUGUUUCUUCACGCAGCCAGCUGUUCGUCCGGUCUUUGUCCUCCAUGGCAACGGAGGAAUGGGCAAGUCACAGAUCGCUCUACAAUUUGCUCGGACUCGUUCACAGCGUUUCCACAAGAUCGUCUGGAUCCAAUCAGAUACUGCAAAGCGUAUGCAUGAGAGCUUCAGAUCAGUAGCCCGGUCACUAGGAAUCAACGAUGUCACCACCGACGAAGACACGAUUACCAAGCACGUCUUGACGGAGUUGCUUGACGGCUCAGAGAGCACACUGUUGAUCUAUGACAGUUUGCCAGCAGACGACAGCGGUUUCAUGGACGUGAUACUUUCCGAGCAUCAUUCGAGGUGGGCUCGGACGCAAUUUUCCAAAGUCUUGAUCACUACACGCGACAGGCGGUUUUUGAAUUUCGAGACAGGUGGUAGCCAUGCUGCUGUCGAGCCUCUCCCUCCCGACAAUGCCGCCAAGCUUCUCAUGGAGUUGUCAGGAGUUCUCCGUGAAAACUUUUCUACACUCCAGAGCUUCUACAGCAUAUGCAGUGCUCUUGGGUGCUUGCCACUAGGAAUUCUUCAGGCUGCUUCAUACAUUAAAGUCACGGAUACACAUCCUCAACAGUUCCUAGGGCAACUCAGACAAGAGCCAAGAUUCACACUGCGGUAUCUCGAUGAACUUUCGCCUCUCAUGCCGCGCGAAAAGAGGAUUUUGUCGGUAUGGGAGGAUAGCAUGGCGCGAAUCGAGACAAACGAACCGUUUGCCGCGAAAUGGUUCACACUUUGCAGUUUCUUAGACAUCACGAUCCCGCAUAAACUCUUCGAGGACGCUCACGAGUAUUUGGUAUUCUCAGAUAGAAGCGGGAAAGAGAGAACCGCGGCACGAGACCAGAUCCAAUGGCUUUAUGGUAACCUGUCAUCCAUCAAGUCCUGGAACACUACACGGCUUUACUCGGACGUGCUGGAAUUGAAGAAUCUUUCCAUGAUGAAGACAAACACCGAUGACGAUGGCUAUGUCUCGUCAUCAAUCCAUCCACUGGUUCAGCAAUGGGGCCGCCUCAGGUUGGAACCGCAGCAGCAAAAGAAGUACCUCUCGAUGGCAUCUUCAUUGAUUCACCUUUGCGCUGAAAAGCUGCUGUGUGAACACAACACGCCACGGGAUUCGACGGCUGCUUACAUAUACCAGCGUCAACUGCUGAGCCAUGCAUACUCAUGUAUCGAUUUUGCUAUCAACGUCUUGAAAACGAAUAUCGCGGAAAUUGUGCCGAUUGAAUGCUCUGUCACCUUUGCCAUGUUCUUGGUACACGAGAUGAGCUACGAUGCUGCCGUGCAAAUGCUUGAGAUAGCAACCGACAGGGAUGACAUCGACGUGACUUGGAAAGCUUCAGCACUAAGAGUCCACUCUUUGGCACUCAGGAGGCAGCGAAAGUUCCCAGAAGCUCUCAUGGUUCAGAGGAAAGCGUUGAAGGAGAUCAAUGGCUUGCCGCCGGAGCCUGAUACCAUCGGUGCACGCUUACGAGCCGAGGGAGAGAUGGCGACUAUACACCGUGACCUCCGUGAUCUGGACGAAGCCCUUCGAUUACAAGUCGAUGUUGUGCGCAACACCGGCUCACACUUUGGGUCGGAGUCUUUGGAGGCACUACACGAGCUGUCGUGUCAGGCAAGGAUCCACGCCAAGAGAGAAGAAUUCCAUCAAGCCCUGGAGAUCGACGAGCGAGUGCUUCAGAUUUACAAGAAGAAGUAUCCAGACCGCGUGGAGAUCUGGGAUAAAAUGAGGAACUUGGCCAUCACGUACUACGAUCUGGAUAUGUACAAAGAUGCUGCCAUGCUAGAGGUUGAGAUACUAGAGGGAAAGGAAAGGCUCUACGGCACGGAGCACCUCGAAACAGCCUCAGCUUUGGAGAACUUGGCACUGACGUGCAGGUAUUCUGGGGAACAUGAGCGAGCCUGCCAACUCUUCCGCAGAGCCUUGUGUGUUCGUAAAAAGGUCCUCGGAGAAUCACACGAGAAAGUGCACAAGACCGCUAGACGUUUGGAGGAAGUGGAAGGGCGUAUUCAGGCACAGUUAGCGCGAGAGUCAGUCAAGGGUGCUAUCGAGGGAAUCAAUUUUGCAAACAGGGUAGACUCAGGAUUGGGUAUCGAGUAG
Messenger RNA from Diaporthe citri, 2448 nucleotides. RefSeq lists its product as uncharacterized. The record is from RefSeq and is a predicted model, not a curated record. The transcript has 2 exons. Lineage: Eukaryota; Fungi; Ascomycota; Sordariomycetes; Diaporthales; Diaporthaceae. The coding region runs from base 1 to 2448 and encodes 815 amino acids. Gene Ontology annotation, molecular function: ADP binding; protein binding.